UUUUAGCUCGUGAGUCGUGCUCCUGUUCGCUUAAACGCGUUAUUUUUACACACAAAAAUCAAACUACAACCGCUGGGAGUUUUAUCAGACUACUGAUGAAAAGUUAAGUUUGAGAAAUGACUUCUGAGAUUCUGUCGCUGAUAAAUAUCCUCAUCAAACCGUUUGGCGAAGCUGCUGCUCAGUCCUCGCAGCAGGAGGCUCUUCGGGCCGCUCUGGGCUCCAACAAGUCCCGCCUCCAGCUGCAGCUUCAGAGCGACGGCAGCCUGGAGGAGGUGAGGAAGAGGAGGGAGGAGGUGAAGCUGGCGGCGGACUGGUUCUGUGAUGAGACAGAAGACGUCACGUGGAGCUUUGUCCAGGAGUGUCUUCUUCUUCUCCUCACCCUCACACGACACCUGACGGUGGAACUGGAGCGCUUCCAGCAGGCUCCGCCCCCCUCUGCAGGAAGACUUCACACCUCGGAGAUGGCUCCGCCUCUGCCUCCCGACGUCCUCAGCGUGUCUCAGCAGAAGACGCUUGCAGCGGCCCUCCAGUUUGUGGUUUCUCUUGGACUCUGUCCUUACCUGGCCCCGGGGGUGGGGGUGCCGCUGGGCCGCAGGUCAGCGUUCGGCGCCGUGGUGGAAACACUGGUCAACAAGGAGGCGUGGCCUCCAGUGGAACGCCGCCUCCUGAUCACGACUCGAGUCCUGCUGCAGCUGGCGGAGCUGUCGUCUGUGGCCAUGCUGGUGUUCACGAGACACCUGGGGGACGUGAUGGCGGCGCUGUGUCAGCUGGGCCACCAGCCGCACCGAGACGCCCACAGGCUCAGUUCUGAAGAGAGUCGGGCGUGUAAGGACGCCCUCAGGAACCUGCUGGGAAAGGUCUACCAACCAAUGGUCAUCAAGGAGCUGCUGAUCCUCCAGGGUGGACCCAAACAGGUGCAGCAGGUUGGACUUAAUGUGUGGAGCUGUUUAAUGCCAGAACCAGGAGGACCGUUUCAGACCAUAACUGAUCAGAACUUCUCCUCUGGUCUUUUAAAGUCCGGUCCACGUGGUUCCAGCAGCAGAGCAGGUCUGGGACCGGCUCCGGCCUGGCUCAGACGUCUGUGCGGUCAGCUGCUGUCGGAGUGCCUGAUGCAGCCGAACGGCGUGCAGGCGGUGGUCAGGGCCGUCCUGGAGGGAGGGGCAGGGGGCGACUCAGACUGGAGGAAGUGUGAGGCUGUGGGGAGGAUCCUGUCAGCCUGCCCCCAGCAGGCUGCUUCUGGUGACCAGUACUUUAAACUGGUCUGUCCUCAGGUCCUGCACCUCCUGCACCUGCAGGACAAACUCACAGCUCAGCAGUUCCAGCAGGUGGCCACCAGGGCGGUGCUCUCCAUGGUGCAGGAGAGGCCCGGCUUGGCCCGGCAGUACCUGCUGGACCCGCUACUGUCCCCGCUGCAGCGCUGCGUCCACUCUUCCUCCGCUGCUGUGGGGUCAGAGGUGGUUUUGGAGGAGUCUGAGCUGACUCGUUGUUUGGACGAUGUGUUCAAGAUCUGGGUGGUCGGAGCGUCUCCGUCAGUGACUCUCCUCACCGCUCUGGAAGAAGUUCUUCCUGUCGUCUUCACACUUUUCUGUUUCACCAAACGGAGCGUGUCCCACCUUCGCGCCCCCUGUCAGGAGGUCCUGCUGUGGUUCCUGAACCAUUCAGAGUCUUCUGCAGCUCUGUCCAUGCUGCAGCAGCUUUCAGGUCUGAAACAACGAAGAAACGACGUCGCAGACGACUUCCAGUUCUCUGCAGGAAGUGACGGAGGCGUCAGGCUCGUCCUCAGGCAGAGCUGCAGAGACGAGGACGAUCAGCUGUAUGAGAAGCUGUCAGCAGAGCAGUGGAGGCUGGAGUGUCUGAUGCAGCUGCUGGCUGAAGUCAAGGAGAGUGACCUGCCUGGAGAUUUCUUCCUGCAUCUGUUGAAGGACCUGACCACCUGGACGGCGGCUGCAGAUGAGGAGAUGAGGAGGGAUGAAGAGCAGAUGAACGUGGCAGCCGUGACGCUGCUGGAGGCGGAGCAUUGUCUGCUGGGCGGGGCUGAGAGGCGAGCUCAGAGGCUGGCUCUUCUUCAGGUGGUGGCUGUGAUGACAGAGUGUCUGCAGCACACUCAGCUGCUGAGGAAGACCUCACAGGUGGUGGACUUCAUGGUAUCCCUGCUGCAGAGAGCCUGCGUGGGUCUGGACGUGGCCUCUGGACCAGGUCUUGGAAACCCUGUGGAGACCCAGACUCUGAGCAUGGGGAUGGGUUUGGUAGCGACUCUGCUGUCUGGACCUCAGAUCAGGGCCGAGGAUUACUCCUGCAUGUCUGGACUGCUCCCUCCUCUGCAGACUCUGGCUCUGCAGCAUCCCGACCCGCUGGUCCAGGAGCUGGCAUCCAACCUCAGAGCCGUCAUCGCCACUCACGGCGCCUACCGGCCCCAAGACCUGGCUGCUGCCGGUGCUGGUCUGGGCUCCAGAGACCCUGGAGGCUCCUCGAAGUUACAGCGUGAGGGAAACAUCUCGCAGACUCCUGUCAGCACCAACAGCAGGCAUCCAGAACCCUGUCAGAGUCCCGGUCCACAAGGUGACCCUGAUUCCUCCAGUAAGAGUCUUUCUGAUUGGCUGUUAGAGGCGUGUGACCCAGAUGUGCCGACCAGAGCGUUCGCUAUGAGGAUCCUGACCCAGAAGGUGCAGCGUAAAGACCCCGAGGCCGUCCAGGCUCAGGAGAAAGUCCUGCUGCUCCUCCUGGAGAACCUGGAGCACGAAGAUCCGUUUGUUUACCUGUCCGCCAUCCAAGGUCUGGCGGUUCUGGCUGACUCCCACCCUGACCAGAUCCUGGAGAGGCUCCUGAGAGAUUUCCGACUCGGACCGUCCCUCCCUUCGUCCAACAAGCAGCGCUCGCUGGAGACCCGGCUGAAGGUGGGAGAGGUUCUGAUGCGGGCGAGCCGGGCCAUGGGAGAACUGGCGCCCCACCACGGCCGUCCUCUGCUCAGCGUCUUCCUGCAGGGAACCAAGGAUCCGGAUCAGAGUGUCCGAGCCAGCAGCUUGUCCAACCUGGGAGAGCUCUGUCAGAGACUGGACUUCGCUCUGGGCCCACUGACCCAGGAGCUGAGCUCCUGUCUGACAGCUCUGAUAAAAACAGAGCAGGAGGCUGAGGUGAGGAGAGCUGCUGUCCACGUUAUCACCCUGCUGCUCCGAGGACUCAGUGACAGAACCACACAGGUCCUCGAUGAGGUUCUGCUGGACCUGUACCGGGCCCUGAAGUGGGUGGUCCGCUCCGACCCGGACCAGGUGGCGGUUCUUCACGCUCAGCUGGCUCUGGAGGAGCUGGACGACAUCAUGAGGAGGUUUAUGUUCCCGCAGCAGAAGCUGGAGAAGAAGAUCGUCGUCCUGCCGUAGAUCUUUGGUUCUGCAGGUUCUCCUCCUGGCUUCUGCAGGUUCUCCUCCUGGCUUCUGCAGGUUCUCCUCCUGG
Austrofundulus limnaeus is the source of this 3447-nucleotide messenger RNA. RefSeq names its product transport and golgi organization 6 homolog (Drosophila) (gene tango6). Lineage: Eukaryota; Metazoa; Chordata; Actinopteri; Cyprinodontiformes; Rivulidae. The transcript has 17 exons. Gene Ontology annotation, molecular function: protein binding. The coding region runs from base 117 to 3374 and encodes 1085 amino acids. The record is from RefSeq and is a predicted model, not a curated record. Gene Ontology annotation, biological process: protein secretion.